Molecule: messenger RNA, 723 nt
Organism: Salvelinus sp. IW2-2015
Lineage: Eukaryota; Metazoa; Chordata; Actinopteri; Salmoniformes; Salmonidae
Source: RefSeq, a predicted model, not a curated record
AUGUAUUCUAUAAGGAGCACAGCUCAGGGUCUGUCAGCUGCUGUGAACACGGGGACACAUAACCUCUAUGGUCAUUAUCCCUAUUUCCUUUGUCUGGAGGACGAGAGUGGCAAGUCCUUCGGAGUCUUCCUGAUGAACAGCAACGCUAUGGAGGUGACGCUGCAGCCGGCUCCAGCGGUAACCUACAGAACCAUUGGAGGAGUUCUGGACUUCUACAUCCUGCUAGGAGACACACCUGAACAGGUGGUCCAUGAGUUCCUGGAGCUGAUCGGCAAGCCAAUGAUUCCUCCAUACUGGUCUCUAGGAUUCCAGUUGUCUCGUUGGGACUACGGCAGUCUAGAUGAAGUCAAGAAAACAGUGGAGAGGAACCGAGCUGUCGACCUGCCAUAUGACAUCCAGUACACUGACAUUGACUAUAUGGAAGAUAAGAAGGACUUCACUUAUGAUGAAGUCAAAUUCAAAGACCUCCCUCAGUUCGCUGAUUACAUGCACGAGAAGGGACAGAAAUACAUUCUUAUAUUGGACCCGGCAAUAGCCAUCAGUAAGAGGAUCAAUGGGCCGUAUGAGGCCUAUGACCGAGGAACACAGAAGAACGCUUGGGUCACUGAGGCUGAUGGGAUAACACCUCUAGUGGGAGAGGUCUGGCCAGGUGUGGCAGUGUUUCCCAGACUACCUAAACCCUUCUCUCCUCCUCAUAUCCUCUUUCUUCCCUCCUCUGUCUAG